Molecule: messenger RNA, 2361 nt
Organism: Triticum turgidum subsp. durum (durum wheat)
Lineage: Eukaryota; Viridiplantae; Streptophyta; Magnoliopsida; Poales; Poaceae
Source: the annotation of a GenBank genome assembly
AUGAGACCCAUGGCUUCCUUCGGCGCUGCCGCCUGCUUCGUCCUCUGCGCGCUGCUCCUCGUCCAGCCCGCCCCCGCCGCCGCCGCCGGCGAGAAGCAGUCCUACGUCGUGUACCUCGGCGAGCACGCGCACGCGUCGCAGCUGCACGACCUCGCCGCCGUCGACCUGGCGGCGGUCGAGGGGAAGGCCGCCGACUCGCACUACGACCUCCUCGCCACCGUCCUCGGAGACAAGGAGAAGGCGCGGGAGGCCAUCUUCUACUCGUACACCAAGCACAUCAACGGCUUCGCCGCCAACCUCGACGCCGAGCAAGCCGCCCAGAUCGCCCGGCUGCCGGAGGUGGUGUCGGUGUUCCGGAACAGGGGGUACCAGCUGCACACGACGCGGUCGUGGCAGUUUCUUGGCAUCGCCGGGCCCGGAGGCGUCCCCCGCGGAGCGUCCUGGCGCAAGGCUAAGUUCGGCGAGGGCGUCGUCAUUGGCAACAUCGACACCGGUGUGUGGCCAGAAUCGGAGAGCUUUCGGGAUCAUGGGCUGGGACCAGUCCCCAAGCACUGGAAAGGAACAUGCGAGAAAGGCCAAGACGAUAACUUCCACUGCAACGCGAAGCUGAUCGGGGCGCGCUACUUCAACAAGGGGUACGGCUCGGAAGGGCUCGACACCAAGGCUCCUGAGUUCAACACGCCGCGGGACAACGAGGGGCACGGCACGCACACGCUGUCCACGGCCGGCGGCUCGGCGGUGCCCGGCGCCAGCGUGUUCGGCUUCGGCAACGGCACGGCCUCCGGCGGCUCCCCGCGGGCGCACGUGGCCGCAUACCGCGUGUGCUACAAGCCCGUGAACGGCAGCUCGUGCUUCGAGGCGGACAUCCUGGCCGCCUUCGACGCUGCCAUCCACGACGGUGUGCACGUCCUGUCCGUCUCCCUCGGCAACGACGGCGAGCCCUACGACUACUUCGACGACGCCAUUUCCAUCGGGUCUUUCCACGCCGUCCGCCGGGGCAUCUCCGUCGUCUGCUCCGCCGGAAACUCGGGCCCCAAGCCGAGCUCCAUCUCCAACCUUGCGCCGUGGCUCUUCACCGUCGGUGCUAGCACCAUGGACCGCGAGUUCCCGUCUUACGUCGUCUUCAACGGCACAAAGAUCAAGGGGCAGAGCAUGUCGGAGACAUCGCUCAAGAGCAAGGAGUCUUACCCCAUGAUCGACUCCGCUGAAGCCGCAGCUCCCGGCAGAGCGGUAGAUGACGCCAAGAUUUGCCUACAGGGGUCGCUGGACCCGACGAAGGUGAAGGGGAAGAUCGUGGUGUGCCUGCGUGGGACGAGCGCGCGUGUGGCCAAGGGCCUGACGGUGCUCCAAGCCGGCGGCGCUGCCAUGGUUCUCGCCAACGACGCCGCCUCCGGCAACGAGAUUAUCGCGGACGCGCACCUGCUCCCGGCCACGCACAUUAGGCACAGCGACGGCCUCACCCUAUACAACUACCUCAAAUCCGCCAAGUCUCCAGAGGGGUACGUUGAGAAGCCGGAGACGACCCUGGAGACGAAGCCAGCGCCGUACAUGGCCGCUUUCUCCUCGCACGGACCCAACCCCGUCAACCCGGAGAUUCUCAAGCCCGACAUCACGGCGCCUGGGGUGAGCGUGAUUGCCGCGUUUACGCGCGCCAUGGCCCCCACGGAGCUUGCCUUUGACGAACGCCGCGUUGCCUUCACGUCCAUGUCGGGGACGUCCAUGUCGUGCCCGCACGUCUCCGGCCUCGUGGGGCUCCUCAAGGCCCUCCACCCAGACUGGAGCCCCUCGACGAUCAAGUCGGCAAUGAUGACGACGGCAAUCGACGUGGACAACAAGGGCGAGUCCAUCCUCAACGCGUCCUUGGCGCCGGCGGGGCCCUUUGCCUAUGGCGCCGGCCACGUGUGGCCGAGCCGCUCCAUGAACCCGGGCCUCGUCUACGACCUCGGCCCCGACCACUACCUCGACUUCCUCUGCGCGCUCAAGUACAACGCCACGGUCCUGUCCAUGUUCAACGGCAAGCCGUACAAGUGCCCCGAGAAGGCCCUCAAGAUCGAGGACCUCAACUACCCAUCCAUCACCGUCGUCAACCUCACGGCCUCCGGCGCGACGGUGAAGCGCACGGUGAAGAACGUCGGCUCCCCGGGCAAGUACAAGGCGAUGGUGCGCCAGCCGGCUGGCGUGCACGUGACGGUGAGCCCCGACGUGAUGGAGUUUGGGAAGAAGGGGGAGGAGAAGACGUUCGAGGUCAAGUUCGAGACCAAGAACGCCAAGCUGGCCAAGAACUACGCGUUUGGCGCGCUCAUAUGGAGCAACGGGGUCCAGUUCGUGAAGAGCCCCAUCGUUGUCAAGACGGCGGCGUGA